This is a messenger RNA of Lodderomyces pseudojiufengensis, 1707 nucleotides long. RefSeq lists its product as uncharacterized. Gene Ontology annotation, cellular component: nucleus. Gene Ontology annotation, biological process: regulation of DNA damage checkpoint. NCBI's taxonomy places the organism in Eukaryota, Fungi, Ascomycota, Pichiomycetes, Serinales, Debaryomycetaceae. The transcript has a single exon. Gene Ontology annotation, molecular function: DNA binding; protein binding. The coding region runs from base 1 to 1707 and encodes 568 amino acids. The record is from RefSeq and is a predicted model, not a curated record.
AUGGCUUUAUCAGAAUUUGAAAAGAAAAGGCAGGAGAAUAUUCAAAGGAACAAAGAACUUUUGCAAAAGUUAAAUCUUGACUCGCUAUCAAACAAUAUAUCAAAAGAAAUCGAAAGAUCAUCACCAUCACCACAACCUACAACAAAAAAACGAAAAUUAGUGACUAAAAAGGAACCUAAAGAAAAAAAUAUACCAACAAGAAGAUCAAGUAGAUUAAGAGGUAUCCAGUUAGAAAAUGAGAAUCCUGAAGAAUUUGAGAAGCAAAGGGAGGAAAAUGAAGCAAAGGAACGUGAAAAAAGAGAACUUGAAACUUUAAAGAGAACUAAAUUAUUUGGAGAUUUUAAAUUGAUUGACUUAAUAACUGAUAAACAGAAGGGUGGGAUGUUGUUUGAAAAUAAAAUAAGACCUCAAAUGAAAGCAAAGGCUGAAGGUGAAGAAAUAGAGACAGAUGAGAAAAUGUUGGAAAAAGAAAAUGAAGUUUUGAAAUUAAUUCAAUCAUUAGGUAAUAAAUAUUCUGCUGGUGACUUUUAUGAGCAAAUAACAAAAAAUGAAAAAUUAGCACUGAAUCAAGAUAAAGAUGUUGAAAGUAAAAGAAAGGAAUUUAGUUCCAAAAAAAUUUAUUCCAAAUUUGAUCCAUUGGAUAUAAAACUAACUCAUAACAGGAUAACAUCAAUUGUGUUUCAUCCAUCAACUACGGAAAGAAUAGUAGCUGCCGGUGAUACAAAUGGUAAUCUAGGUAUUUGGAUUCCUGAUUCAAGUGAUGAAGAUAAUCCUACAAUUUCAAUCUUAAAACCUCACGGAGGAAAUAUUUCGAAAUUAUUAACACCACCAAAUCAAUUACAAAAGAUUUUCAGUUCGUCAUAUGAUGGAAGUAUAAGAUCAUUAGAUUUAAACAAAUUAUCAAGUGAAGAAGUUUUUUCCUUAAAUGAUUCUAGUCUAGGAGGUAUAAGUGAUAUCAAUAUUGUUCGUGAAAACCCUAAUUUGCUAUACAUGACUACACUAGAUGGGUUAUUUUAUAAUUAUGAUAUGAGAACUAAACCGAGUGGAAGAAACAAGACUUUGUUAAGAUUAGCUGAUAAAAAAAUUGGUGGUUUUGCAAUAAAUCCAAAUAAUUGGUAUCAAAUAGCAACAGCAUCAUUAGAUAGAACUAUGAGAUUAUGGGAUUUAAGAAAUAUUUCAAAACUGGAGUAUUCAGAAUAUGAAGAUCAAAAGUCUCCUCAUAUGUAUGGUAAUUUCACCUCAAAAUUAUCUGUUUCUUGUGUUGAUUGGAAUAUAAAUAAUCAUAUUGUAUGCAAUGGUUAUGCUGAUUAUAUCGAUCUUUUUAAUUUUAAUGAUUCUAAUCCUGAAAUUACAAAAUGGAAUGAUAAGUAUAUGCCAGGAAAUGUUAAAAAUAAAAAUCAAAAAGAUGAUAAUGUAAUAACAUUACCAGAUAAUUUGGUUCCAUUCAAUAGAAUAAAACACAAUUGUCAAAGUGGAAGAUGGGUUUCAAUUAUAAAAUCAAAAUGGCAAGAAAACCCUGCUGAUGGAGUUCAGAAAUUUAUUAUCGCGAAUAUGAGUAGAAAAAUGGAUAUUUACGAUGAAAAAGGUAAUAUAUUAGCUCACUUAACUAAUGGAUUAGGUGCUGUUCCUGCUGUUUGUACUUUGCAUCCUACUCAAAAUUGGGCAGUAGGAGGAAGUGCAAGUGGUAAGAUAUAUUUAAUAGAGUGA